Molecule: messenger RNA, 4276 nt
Organism: Monodelphis domestica (gray short-tailed opossum)
Lineage: Eukaryota; Metazoa; Chordata; Mammalia; Didelphimorphia; Didelphidae
Gene: OIT3
Product: oncoprotein induced transcript 3
Molecular function (GO): calcium ion binding
Source: RefSeq, a predicted model, not a curated record
AAAGUCUCUGCUCUUGAGAGCAGAGGUCUCAAAAACUAAAACUGAAUGAGGGUGCAGGAGCACAGGAGAAAGAAGAAAAGGCGCUUCCAGGAUGCUGGGCUCCUUCAGCAUGGUCAACAGUAUGUUCCAGGUGCUGCCUUUGGCACUCUGCCUUUUCACCAGAGUCAUGCCAGUGUUGCCAAUAGCACUGGACCCCUGCUCUGCUUACAUUAGCUUGAAUGAGCCCUGGAGGAAUACUGAUCACCAACUAAGGGGGGAUGAUGGUCAACCUGCCUGUGACAGUCAUGUCGAUGGGGAAUGGUACCGCUUCACAGGCAUGGCAGGAGAUGCCAUGCCCACUUUCUGCAUACAAGAGAACCACUGUGGCACCCAUGCACCCAUCUGGCUGAAUGGCAACCACCCACAAGAAUCAGAUGGCAUCGUGCAGUGCCAAGCCUGUGCCAGUUUCAAUGGAAACUGCUGCCUCUGGAACAACACCGUGGAUGUCAAAGCCUGUCCUGGAGGGUACUAUGUCUACCGUUUGACUAAGCCCAGUGUCUGCUUUCAUGCCUACUGUGGCCAUUUCUACGACAUCUGUGAUGUGGUGGACUGCCAUGGUACUUGUUCAGAUCCUGAAUGCACUUGUUCUGAGGGAACCAUCUUGGGUCCGGACCAACAAACCUGCCUGGAUGAAAAUGAGUGUGAACAAAACAACGGUGGCUGCAGUGAGAUUUGUGUAAAUCUGAAGAACUCCUACCGCUGUGAAUGUGGGGUUGGACGUGUGCUGGGAAGUGAUGGCAAAACCUGUGAAGACAUCAAGGGUUGUCAAAACAAAAAUGGUGGCUGCAGCCAUUCCUGCCUUGGAUAUGGAACAACUUAUCAAUGCGAGUGCCCUCGAGGGUUGGUGCUAUCUGGAGACAAUCACACUUGCCAAGUCCCUAUGAGAUGCCAGUCAAAUGCUAUUGAAGUAAACAUCCCAAAGGACCUAGUUGGGGGUCUGGAGGUCUUCCUAACCAACACGUCCUGCCGCGGGGUAUCCAAUGGCACCCAUGUCAAUAUUUAUUUCUCCCUCAAGACCUGUGGCACCGUGGUUGAGGUGGUGAAUGAUAAAAUCAUCGCUAGCAAUCUAGUGACAGGGCUCCCCAAGCAGAUGCCAGGCAGCAAUGGCGACAUCAUCAUCCGUACCAGUAAGCUGCUGAUUCCGGUCACCUGCGAGUUCCCUCGACUCUAUACCAUUUCAGAAGGCUACAUGCCCAACCUCCGUAACUCUCCACUGGAAAUUAUAGGACGGAGCCAGGGGGUCUUCCCUUUCACUCUGGAGAUCUUCAAAGAUAAUGAUUUUGAUGAACCCUACCGGGAGACACUACCCACCCUCAAGCUACGGGACUUGCUUUACUUCGGCAUCGAACCUCUGGUGCAUGUGAAUGGGUUAGAAACCCUGGUGGAGAGCUGUUUUGCAACCCCUACAGACAAGAUUGAUGAGAUCCUCAAGUACUACCUUAUCCGUGAUGGCUGCGUGUCAGAUGACUCAGUAAAGCAGUACACGUCCCGGGAUCACCUCACAAAGCACUUCCAAGUCCCUGUCUUCAAAUUUGUGGGCAAAGACCACCAGGUGGUGUUUUUGCAUUGCCGAGUCCUAGUCUGUGGGGUGCUGGAUGAGCAUUCCCGUUGCGCCCAAGGUUGUAACCGGAGGAUGCGGCGUGAAGCAGUUAUGGACCAAGGAACUCACCUGCAGAAUCACAUGCUAAGUAGUGGCCCAAUCAUCAUUGACUUGGAGGACUAGCAACAAAUCUGCCACUACAUUUUUGGUCCUGGCAUUUUAGUAUGAAUUGUAAAUUUUCCACUAAGCCUUCUAAGAAAAUUGAAUCAGCAUCCAAGAAAGCUUGUCAUUCAAUGACACAUUAUUUGCUUUCAUCUUACAGUUGUUGAAGAUGCUCAUGCCAUCUAACCUUUUCUGGGUCCUGUUCUACAUGGUUUGCAAAGAUCAAAACCUUGCCAAAUGGCUUGCUUAUCCUAUAGUUAGCCUGAUACUUCUGUUGUUGAAUGGAGGACCAGCCAUUCAAAAGAUCUCAUUUCCCCCAUCACACUCCUUUUUUGUGGUUUUAUUUCUCUUCUUCCAACAUCUCAAAUAAUUCUAUGCACCAGUGUAGUCAAUCAUAAGAAACAAGUCAUUGGGAGCCUUGAGGCUGGCUUUCAGAUCUUAUAUUUAGAUAACCUCAGAGACCUUUGUUCCCAAAGAAAAGUCAGGGAUUUGAUAAACAUGGAUAUAGGGAGUAGACUUAUAAUAAAAUAAAAUUAAAAGCCAGGGGCCAGUGGUAAUGAAGCCACUAACACAAUAAAUCAGGCCACAUUUCAAAUUUGAAAUCAUAGAAAUAAUGCUAGGGGGAAAAAAUGUUGUGUGAAAUUAUACUUUUCAAUUUCCUUAAACUAUCAUUGUACCCUACCAUUUCCAAUAGGCAUUCGGGGUCACUACAAGGAAAAGAGGUGCUUGUAAGCAUAGUAGUGUUUAAUAAAGGAAACUAUUAGGUUUUUCUCUAAAAUAGUAUUUUCUCUUUUUUUGUUUUGAUUUGCUUAUUGGUCUCAUAUUUUUAUAUUGUCUUUGUCAUCUAAGGUCAAGAGAAUUGUCCCAUUGGCCACAGUACUGAGCACAUAGUAGGCUCUUUAAUAAAUCUUUUUUUUUUUUAAAUUAAUUGAAGACUGUGAUUGCCGGAAAAACAGAGCAGUAUUUCUAUCCCUUCCCUGCCUUCUCUGCUUGAUUCACAUCCCACGAUUGUCUCCCAGCUGCCAUUACCCAGGUCAUUACUUCUUCCACUAUUCACCUUUUCUUCUCUGCACCCCUCUUACUUUCCACUGCCAACAUCUGUGGGUUUAAGAGACACUCUCUGAGACAGGCAACUCCUUCUUGGCGUGAAUAAACCAGCAGUCAGACUAUGUUUGAUGCCAUGGCACAACAUUGAAUUUGUCCCCCUCCCCAUACCACCCAAGACAGUUAUGGCUAAUUGCAACUAUAGUUCAGUGAAAGGAGCCCUGAAUAUGCAGUUAAAUAUCCUUGGUUCAAAUCCUGAUGAUUAUGUGACCUCAGGCAAAUCAUUUAACCCAUCUGGGCUUGUUUCCUCAUAGUAUAAUGAAGAAGAUAGGAUAAAAUUUAAAAAUCACUAAGAUUCUGUCUAGCUCUAAAUCUGAUCGCCCACAUAGAAUGAUGUCCUUUUUUUGUUUUGUUUUGUUUUUAGAGAUUUCUUUUUUUUAACUAUGUAACAUUUUUACAUUUUAAUUCCAAAAUUGUCUCCCUUUCUCUAGCCCCAUCCCACUCAUUUAGAAGGUAAGUAACAUUAAUCUCAUUAUAUAAUAUAUAUAUGUAUACUCAAUAUACAUGCAAAACAUAUAUCCAUAUUAGCAAUGUUACAAAAACAAAAAAAAAAGUGGAAAAAAGAUAGUGGGGAAAAAGUGAACAAAAAAUAUGCUUCAGUCUGUUCUUAGUUUUCAGUUUUCUCUCUGAAGGUGGAUAGCAUUUUUCGUCAUGAGUCUUUUGGAAUUGUUGGGGAUCAUUGUGUUGUUCAGAGUAGCUCCAUCUUUCACAGUUGAUCAUUGUACAACAUUGCUGUUUUUUGUACAUUGUUCUCCUGGUUCUGCUCACUUCACUUUGCAUCAGUUCAUAUAAGACUUCCUAGAUUUUUCUGAAAAAAAUCCUGUUUAUCAUUCUUAUAGUACAAUUGUAUUCUCUCACAAUUAUGUACCACAAUUUAUCCAGCCAUUCCCCACUUCAUGAGCAUCCUCUCAGUCUCCAAUUUUUGCCAUCACAAAAAGAGCUACUGUAAAUAUUUUUGUACAUAUGGAGUUCUUUUUCUUUUUUAUCUCUGUGAUAUAUAGAACUGGUAGUAGUUUUGCUAGGUUAAAGGAUUACACAGUUUUAUAGUGCUUUGGGCAUGGUUACAAUUUGUUCUUCAGAAGGGUUAGAGUUUACAGCUCCACCAAGUGUAUUAAUGUCCCAAUUUUUUCACAUCCUCUCCAGCAUUUGUUAUUUUCCUUUUCUAUCAUAUUAACCAAGAGUCGUCUUAAUUUGUACUACUUUAAUUAGUAGCAAUUUAGAUAAUUUUUUCAUGUGAUUAUUGAUAGUUUUGAUUUCUUCUUCUGAAAACUGUAUGUUCUUAUCCUUUGACCAGAGAAUAGCUUUUGUUUUAAUCAAUUUGGCUCACUUCCUUAUAUAUUUGAGAAAUGAGGACUUUAUCAGAGAAAUUUAUUGUAAAUGCUCAGAUUAUUUUGACGAUUACUACUUUAAAAUAUGACUUGAAAUCUGAAA